Propithecus coquereli (Coquerel's sifaka) is the source of this 1281-nucleotide messenger RNA. RefSeq names its product lymphocyte transmembrane adaptor 1 (gene LAX1). Lineage: Eukaryota; Metazoa; Chordata; Mammalia; Primates; Indriidae. Bases 1 to 1281 code for a protein of 426 amino acids. Gene Ontology annotation, biological process: lymphocyte activation; immune response; intracellular signal transduction. The record is from RefSeq and is a predicted model, not a curated record. The transcript is spliced from 5 exons. Gene Ontology annotation, cellular component: plasma membrane.
AUGGAUGUCACCAACCUGACCUUUUCGGAACUCAGAGGGAGGACCCCAGAGCCCAGAACGCUGUGGGUGACUCCCACCAGCCUGGACAGAGAUACAGGCCAGAGCAGCAGCAUCUUUUCCGGGUCUGUGGGACUCCUCGCCAUCCUCCUGGUCGUCAUAGUUUUCUGCAUCCUGUGCAAAUGGAACAAACGGAAGAAGCGACAAGUUCCAUACCUCCAAGUCACCGUCAGGCCCCUAACUCUGCCACGACCCAGACAACGAGCCAAAAAUAUUUAUGACCCCUUGCCUCGGUGGCAAGAAGAGCUGGGGAGACGUCAGUCAAGAGGUAGCCCUAUUUUCAGUACUGAGAGCCUCUUCUCCAGAAAUUCUGACAGCCCUGAGCAUGUGCCUUCCGAAGCAGGAAAUGUCUCCCAGGUGCAUAGAGCGCAUAUCCAUGCCAUGGAGUACGCGGUGGGUAUCUAUGAUAAUGCCACGGUGCCCCAGAUGUGUGGAAACCUCACUCCCUUGGCACAAUGCACCGAUGUCAGAGCUUCCAGAGACUGCACGAGCAUUUCUUCAGAGGAUUCACAUGAUUAUGUCAAUGUCCCCACAGCAGAAGAGAUUGCUGAGACUCUAACGUCUACCAACAGCCCCUCCAGAAAUCUGCUUGUUCUUCCAAGUGCCCAGGAGCUGGAGUUUACUAAAGAAACAGACGAGGACUGUAGGAAUGCUGUUAACUGCACCAGUUUUUGGUCUCCAGGAACUGAGGGCAGUGAGCCACUCAGUGAUGGGGAAUGCUCUUCUCAGACCUCAAAUGACUAUGUCAACAUGACAGGGUUGGAUCUCAGGGUCAUCCAGGAGACGCAGCCUCAGGUGGCUUGUCAGUGCUGCAGAGACUAUGAAAAUGUCCCACCAGCAGAUCCCAAUGGAAACCUGCAGCAGGCUGAGGAAAAAGCGACAUCCUCAAACACAGGCCAUGUUGAGGGCAGGACAGAUGGUCCAGAGACCCACAUCCAACCUGUCAGAAAAAGGUCCUUGGCUUCAGAGGAUUAUGUGGCCUUUGAGCCAUCCACACAGAGUGCGAACACUCAGAUGAAACACAGAGAAGAGAUGUCAGAUGAGGACUCUAAUGACUAUGAGAAUGUGCUGGCUGCCAAGCCAGGCAGCAGGGACUCUGAGCAUGGGCCUGGCACUCAGCUCCUUCCUCAUGAAUUAAAAUCCAGUCACCUGGCUGGAAAGCCACAUGCAGUGGUCUAUCCUGCUAGAUCCUUAGCCACUGCAGAGUCUAGUGAAGACCCUUGA